Molecule: messenger RNA, 1737 nt
Organism: Silurus meridionalis
Lineage: Eukaryota; Metazoa; Chordata; Actinopteri; Siluriformes; Siluridae
Gene: cept1b
Product: choline/ethanolamine phosphotransferase 1b
Exons: 10
Coding region: 262-1452 (396 amino acids)
Biological process (GO): phosphatidylethanolamine biosynthetic process
Cellular component (GO): Golgi apparatus; endoplasmic reticulum membrane
Molecular function (GO): diacylglycerol cholinephosphotransferase activity; ethanolaminephosphotransferase activity
Source: RefSeq, a predicted model, not a curated record
UGCAGGCGGUGCGCAUGCGCGUGAAGAGCUCGGCGGAAGGGGACGUGGUGACAGGUAGUGGCGUGUCAGUGUAACGUGCGUUAGCGGAGCGGGAGAAGGUGAUACACUGCGGCGGAUCGGUGGGCAAAGUAAAUGCCCACGGACUGAGUGCUGUGUGUGUGUGUGUGUGUGUGUGUGUGUGUGUGUGUGAGUGACAGGUGCUACGCACCUCCGAACCAGAAGAACAGGUGUGUUUUUCCUGUGUGUGUAGGUGGCGGGGGAAUGAGUGGGCGGCGGGGGGGCCGUGGGGGGCCGGAGCCCCCCGUGCUGCGACGGCUGAUGGAGCUCCCAGCCCCGGUGCUGACUCGGCACCAGCUGAAGCGUUUGGAGGAGCACCGUUACAGCAGCGCGGGGAAAUCGCUGCUCGAACCCAUAAUGCAGUGCUACUGGGAGUGGCUGGUGAGCUGCAUGCCGCCGUGGAUCGCUCCCAACCUCAUCACCAUCAUCGGCCUCGCCACCAACGCCUUCACCACACUCGUGCUCGUCUACUACUGUCCCACUGCCACUGAACAGGCUCCACUGUGGGCAUACCUGCUGUGUGCAGUGGGUCUGUUUGUGUAUCAGUCUCUGGAUGCGAUAGAUGGGAAACAGGCCCGGCGCACUAACAGCUCUUCACCACUAGGAGAGCUGUUUGAUCACGGCUGUGAUUCUCUGUCCACUGUGUUUGUGGUGUUGGGGACGAGUAUAGCGGUGCAGUUGGGGACGAAUCCAGACUGGAUGUUUUUCUGCUGCUUCGCUGGAAUGUUUAUGUUCUAUUGUGCUCACUGGCAAACCUACGUCUCGGGAACACUUCGAUUCGGCAUUAUUGAUGUGACGGAGGUGCAGAUCUUCAUGAUGAUGAUGUAUUUGCUGGCUGCAGUGGGUGGAUCUGCUUUCUGGCAGGCUCUGAUCCCCGUAUUAAACAUCCAGAUGAAGAUUAUCCCAGCGUUGUGUACGUUUGUUGGUGCAGUGAUCUGCUGCACUAAUUAUUUUAAAGUCAUUUUCACAGGAGGAGUCGGAAAAAAUGGAUCCACCAUCGCAGGGACAAGUGUUUUAUCUCCAGUCCUGCACAUUGGCUCUGUUAUACUGCUGGCGAUGAUGAUCUAUAAAAAGUCAGCCAUCAAGCUGUUUGAGAGACACCCCUGUGUGUACAUCCUCACCUUCGGCUUCGUCUCUGCUAAAAUCACCAACAAACUAGUAGUUGCACACAUGACUAAAAGUGAAAUGCAUCUCCACGACGUGGCGUUUUUGGGUCCUGGACUUUUGUUUCUUAAUCAGUAUUUCAACAGUUUUAUAGAUGAGUACGUGGUGCUUUGGAUUGCACUGGCGCUAUCACUGCUUGAUCUGGUGCGUUACUGUGUGAGUGUGUGUCACCAGAUCGCCUCACACCUUCGUAUCUUCAUCUUCAAAAUUAAACCGGUAGCAACUCAGUGAAACGAUGUGUGUGUGUGUGUGUGUGUGUGUGUGUGUGUGUGAGAGAAACAGUCAGCAUGCCUGAGGAUGAACCUGCUCCACUGAUUUAUAAAAGACAUGAUCAUAAGUUUAUGGACACUUUAUUUAAAUUAUUCUGUGCUAAAAGUAAAAGCUAAUACUGUGUGUGUGUGUGUGUGUGUGUGUGUGUGUGUGUGUAAUAACAGGUGCUAAAACUCAUGUAUCUGUUAGAGUUUAGAAUCUUUAGUUUUAAAAUAAAAAAGGAAAGAAAGACGUUCUAAAAGUAAA